Messenger RNA from Vigna angularis (adzuki bean), 2048 nucleotides. RefSeq lists its product as uncharacterized. The transcript has 16 exons. The record is from RefSeq and is a predicted model, not a curated record. NCBI's taxonomy places the organism in Eukaryota, Viridiplantae, Streptophyta, Magnoliopsida, Fabales, Fabaceae. The coding region runs from base 634 to 1833 and encodes 399 amino acids.
CAAAUGCAAUCACCAAUCACGAUUUACCUUCUCUUUCUCUCUCCACAAAAAUUAAUUUCUAUGAUCCAGUAGGAGAAGAGAAAGGGAACACAACCCAAAACCCAAAGAAAGGUGAAAGAUGAAGGACCAUGUCCUUUCAUGCUGUUUAAACUCUAAAGAUCUUGUUUUGUAGUCAUAUAAACCCACACCACCACUCAGAGGGAAGAAGAUUCCAUUGUUCAUUUAUUUCCUUAUACGUGUCUGCCUCUUAAAAAUUCUUUCUUUCUUCCUUCUGUAAUAUCCAUCUUCGUUUUCGAUCAACCCCAUCAAACUCCUCGCACUUGGGGUGUUUUUUUUCUUCUGCUUUUUACCAGAAAGUCUUCCAAAUUUGCUCAGAUCUUUGACUUCUUCCUGAAUGGUGUUAUUAUACGUUGCCAUGCUUCUUGGGUUUUGGAACAACGUCAUGAAUAGGAGUAAAGUAAAACUACUCGUGAAUGCCACUGGUGUGUUACGGAUUUGAGGGUUUCUAUUAUUCUAAUUUAACAAGCGUAAGUAGCUGCUUCUUAUACGGAGGAUACUUGCCAAUUGAUAAACUGAGGAAUAGUUCCUGCAUAUAGUUUUAUGAACAUACAUUUUACAGAAGUUGCAACAUAGAUGGGGAUCAUCAGUCGAAGUUCUGGUGGUAGAAAACCGAGUGAAAUUAUGAGGUUUUUUGUGACAACUUUUAUUGGUAUAGUUUUCGGAUUCUUUAUAGGAGUAUCAGUUCCAACAUUGUCAAUAACAAAGUUGAAUCUCCCAUCUGGCCUGCUUCCCUCCAUCGAUCUUUCCUACAUCGAAGACAGAUAUACAGGCCGCCAAGCAUGGACUUUUAUGAAUAAUGGUAACAAGAGAAGUUCAUCUCAAUUUGAAGCAUUAAAUGAUACAUCAAAGAUUUGGGUUCCAUCAAAUCCAAGAGGUGCAGAAAGAUUACCUCCUGGUAUUGUUGAAGCUGAGUCGGACUUUUAUCUGCGUAGAUUGUGGGGUAAGCCCAGUGAGGAUCUGACGUCCAAGCCAAAUUAUCUUGUAACCUUCACUGUUGGCUAUGAGCAGAAAAACAAUAUUGAUGCAGCCGUGAAAAAGUUUUCUGGGAAUUUCACUGUCCUUCUGUUUCACUAUGAUGGCCGAACAACUGAAUGGGAUGAGUUUGAAUGGUCAAAGCGGGCUAUUCAUGUGAGUGUUCGCAAACAGACCAAAUGGUGGUAUGCCAAGCGGUUUCUGCAUCCUGACAUUGUGGCACCGUAUGACUAUAUAUUCAUAUGGGAUGAAGACCUGGGUGUUGAGCACUUCGAUGCAGAAGAGUACUUAAAACUGGUGAGGAAGCACGGCUUGGAGAUUUCGCAGCCUGGUUUGGAACCUAAUAAGGGCUUGACAUGGCAAAUGACAAAAAGAAGAGGUGAUCGUGAAGUCCACAAAGUGACAGAGGAGAAACCAGGAUGGUGUUCUGAUCCUCAUUUGCCUCCUUGUGCAGCAUUUGUUGAAAUUAUGGCCCCAGUGUUUUCGCGUGAUGCAUGGCGCUGCGUGUGGCAUAUGAUUCAGAAUGACUUGGUCCACGGGUGGGGUCUUGAUUUUGCUCUUAGAAGAUGUGUGGAGCCUGCACAUGAGAAGAUUGGAGUUGUUGAUUCUCAGUGGAUUGUUCACCAAGGUCUUCCCUCUCUAGGGAAUCAGGGUGAAUCUCAAACAGGAAAAGCACCAUGGCAGGGGGUGAGGGAGAGGUGCAGAAAGGAGUGGACCAUGUUUCAGACUCGGCUGGCAAAUGCAGAAGACGCGUAUUACAAGUCCAUAGGAAUUGAUACAUCUAAUUCCACUGCUCAUUAGGGGUACCACAGCCAAACUUGACUUGUACACAGAUAUCAUUACCACUUACUACUAGGCAUAGAUUUUCUUUCUUCCUUAGAAAAAGGUAUAUUCCUUUGCAAUCACAAUCUAGAGUUCUAGCUAGGGAUCAAAUAUCAAUUUCACGGAGCAUCGCUGUACCUAAACUGAAUUAAUCAAGUGAAGAAAAUUGAUAUUGCGGCAUUAGUCGAUUGUGA